Eucalyptus grandis is the source of this 1820-nucleotide messenger RNA. RefSeq lists its product as uncharacterized. The coding region runs from base 66 to 1433 and encodes 455 amino acids. The record is from RefSeq and is a predicted model, not a curated record. The transcript has 7 exons. Gene Ontology annotation, cellular component: membrane. Lineage: Eukaryota; Viridiplantae; Streptophyta; Magnoliopsida; Myrtales; Myrtaceae.
CCUUUUCGAUCUCACACAAAGAGAGAGAGAGAGAGAGAGAGAGAGAGAGAGAGAUUUUCUCGGCAAUGGCGUCGCCGCCGUGCGGGUGGCCGUGGAGCCCGAUCCGCUCGUCGCCGACGAAGUCGUCGUGCCAUUGCUCGUCCCAGCCACCCCGGCGGCAUCUCGUCGCAUGCUCUUUGCGCGACCCUCCCCGUCCUCCUCCUUCCAGCUCUUCAAAUGCGGCUCGAUCAGGUCCUCCAAAGCGCGAGGCCGAGAGACUAGCCGCGUCGCGCUCGCGGCCGAAGCAGCCCGAUGAGAAGAGCCAGCGCCGCCAUGCCUCCGCUCCGGACGCCUCUCGGGGGCCGCGAUCUCUGAUCUCCGAGUCGCCGCCGGGGAAGCGGCCUCCGCGGCGGAGGAUGCUGUUCGCUUCGAAGAAGGUCCGGAGCAUCGUGCUGCUCAACGUCGUGGCCUUCAUUUACGCGAGUAACAUUCCAGUUGUGAAGGAGGUCGAAUCAGUCACAGAUCCUGCAGUUUUUAAUGUUGUCAGAUUUGCUGUUUCAGCGAUUCCAUUUGUCCCCAUGGUGAUUCGAUCAUGGGAUGAUGUACAGACACGCAAUGCAGGAAUAGAGUUGGGGAUUUGGGUUAGUCUAGGAUAUCUUAUGCAAGCACUUGGUCUACUCACAUCCGAUGCUGGUCGUGCGACAUUUCUGUCUAUGCUAACUAUUAUUGUGGUUCCAUUGCUCGAUGGUAUGCUAGGAGCAAUAAUUCCCACUCGCACAUGGUUUGGAGCUUUUUUGUCUGUUAUUGGUGUUGCAAUGCUGGAAUCAAGUGGAUCGCCUCCAUGUGUCGGAGAUCUAUUAAACUUCUUGAGUGCUGUAUUCUUUGGGAUCCAUAUGUUAAGAACCGAGCGCAUUUCCAGAGCGACGGAUAAAAGGAACUUCCUACCUCUGCUUGGACAUGAGGUAUGUGUGAUUGCUAUUUCAUCAUCAUUGUGGUACUUGAUUGGAGGCUGGGUUGGUGGCAUCCAAGAAUUUGAUGCAUCGUCUUGGACUUGGCCAACGAUUUGGGAGUCUGUGGUUCAGUUUCCAUGGAUACCAGCACUUUACACAGGCAUAUUCUCAACUGGUUUGUGCUUAUGGGUAGAGAUUACUGCUAUGUGUGAUGUAUCUGCCACUGAAACUGCUAUAAUUUAUGGGUUGGAACCAGUUUGGGGCGCAGGUUUUGCAUGGUUACUCCUUGGGGAAAGGUGGGGCAUCACUGGCUGGAUUGGCGCUGCACUAGUACUGGCUGGAAGCUUAACUGUGCAAAUAUGUGGCUCUUCACCUCCAUAUGAAUUGGAAGAUGAUGAGGAAAUGAGUAAGAAUGUGCUGGUUUCACAUGAACAAAGCGGCUUAUCCUCUUCCCCAGUUGUUGUCAGUUCCAAGAAGGAUAUUCCGGACUUGUUCAAGAAGUAAGAAGAGGUAUCUUGAUGUUUCUUGGUUGAAGAAUUUCGUGACAUCCUUUUAUUGCAGAAUAUCAAUCUUAAUGAGUCCUGCUGACGGAUGGUUGGCAGUGGUUCUUCUGGGUUCUGCCUUUGUGUAUGAAUUUAUAGGUUGUUAUGUGUACGUGUAUAUCUGUAUAUAUGAGGAGACAUUAGGGAAGAAGAACAUAGAUAAAUGCGUAGGUGCUGCCAUCCCUUUAUUUUAUUCUGAGGAUGGUCAUAUAACAAUGUAUAUUGGAUAGUAAAGAUCUAUAGUCAUGAUAAAGAGGAUAGAGAAUGAUCUGCCUCUUGGCUCUGGACAUUGCAUAUUUCACAAUGGGGGAAAAUAAACACAGAAAAUUGACCCAUUUGGGAAAUAAAA